AACGCAUCAAACAGUGUUAUGAAAGUCACGUCAAAGUUAAGUGCAUAGGGUUUUGUGCGCGAAAUGUAACUUUCCUAAGUCAGCGACGUUCAGAUUGUGUCGAUAUCGCUUCUCUGAUGUCGAAUAGUUCAUGUAGUUUUAAAAAAUGAAUAAUGUCUGUUUAUUUCCCGGAGGUAUUCGACGCAUCUCCCCAAACACCGACUUACAAUGGGCGUGAAUUUCUCCACGAAUCAGGCACAAUCAACACAGUGUUUGUUGUUUCGUGAGAAAUAUAAAAUGAAACAGUAAUGGGCUGCCCUCGGCCAAUCAGAGACGCGCUUCAACUAAAGCUUUCUGACAUUUGCUAUUAAUCUGGCCUCUCGCAGAAAGGUGCACAAUUCUUCUAAAACGUCGUCAACUAGCCAAGCAAAUCGGAUGUGGACCAAGAACAACGACACGACAUUUCCACUCGGCAUGAAUACUGAUCCUCAUCUAGAAGACAUGGAAAUUGACAAGAACGACAAAUCGAAACCUAACGGUAAAUUAUAUUCGCUUUCUUUUUUCUUGGAGAAGAAGUUUUCGGCGCCUUCCUUGCAGUGUUUUGUGUCUAGGACUUGGUUCCCUAACUUUUCAGCGGAAACAUUUCUUUAUUCACUUUCGAUUUUCAUUUGAUCCUUCAAGGACGUCUGUUAGAUAUUCCCUGCAAAGUGUGCGGUGAUCGAUCCUCGGGAAAGCAUUACGGAAUUUACGCAUGCGACGGAUGCAGUGGAUUUUUCAAGAGAAGCAUUCGAAGGAACCGUUCCUAUACUUGCAGAGCGACAAACGGGAAGGGAAACUGCCCCGUGGACAAAAUCCAUAGAAACCAGUGUCGUUCCUGCCGUUUGAAAAAGUGCUUCGAAGUCACCAUGAACAAAGAUGGUAAGCAGAUUCAUUCUUUACGGUUAAUUACUAUGGGCGUUGCGUAGGGAAAUUAUUUUAAGCCUUGCACUGUAAGCACGAACGGACAUUAGGGUGGAUGCGUUCACUUUGAGUUCCUCGCAAGCGAUAUCACCUCACUUGCCGGCAUUGUUAGCUUUAUUUAUUAAUAAGGUACAUACGAACUUCGGAUUUCAACUAAAUUUAACAUGGUCCUUAAAUACGUAUAUUUACAUUUCUCCUAUUAACACCCUCUAAAACAAGCAAGGUCGAUCGUUUAAUCGUUAAUCGCAUUCUCCAAGAUCUCGUUAUUUAAUCUGGUUGACUUUCAGUUCGCGUAAAGAAUGGAGGCCUGAAUACGAUACCGCGCAAACCUUGAAGAACCAACCUUCCUCGAAUUAUUUCGGUUUAUAACGAUAACAUUCUAAUUUCAAGCACAUUACUCAUUAAAUGCAUGGGUUGUUUUAUGAAAUAAGCACUUUCCAAACCGGAUCUUGGGAAGGAUAAAUUGAAACACUCUCAUUUUUUUCCUCGAUCUUUCAAAGCAGUUGAGCCGAAAAAAAAUAAUAAUUACAGAGUAGAAUUCGAAGCGAACUCUGCGGUUCUCUUUUGUUUUCAGUCUCUUUCAGAUAAAAUCAAUUUCGCCAAAGCAUUACUUUGUAAAUGGAUGGUCUUCCCUUUGUCCGCAAGCGUAGAGCUAAACGGAGCAUUAUAAUAAAAUUACGCUAAAAUACCUUUUUUCUCUAUUGAACGUAAAGAAUUAGUGAUUGAUUUUCGAGCCAAACUUUUAACUUGAGGCACAGUUGUCAUAGUUUUGAAGUAGAAGUCAUUUAAAAGUCAUUUUGCAGGCGGUUCCUUUUAAUUCCAGAUAUAAAUACCGUUUUGUUUUUAGCAAUGAAAAAACGUUUGGCAAUGGAAAAAUCAUUUUCUUAACCUCUUCUUCACUUUAAUUUUCAUGGCAGUUUUUAAAAAAACUUUAUGAAAUAAAUUGAAAAAUAUCCCUUGAGCGAAACGACGCAAGAAAGUUUUCCUUCCCUUUUUUUAAGUAUUAAAUACCGCGGUCUUUGAGAUUCGUCGGGAAUUUGGUCCAUAGACAGGCGUGUAAAAUAAUUCUUUAACCUUAAAAAGUUGGGAAAUAGAUUUCAAAAAAGGCCAUGAAUAGAUUUUCUCUUGUAUCCAAUCAAAACAUCUUUUAACCUAAAUUUAAGCGAGUUUUUUAAUGACACAAAAUAAGCUAGAUUCCAUGGGCACAUAGCUCAUUUGUUUCAGGAUUUAGAAUAAUCCUUGAAUCAUUUACAUAUGCAGUUAGUAUGCCUUUCCUUUUUUUUUUCCUGGAAAUUGGAAAUCUUACCAAGCUUUGACACUGAAUGAAAUGAAAUUUAAAUUUCUUUACACUCUUUGAAAAAAGGAAAAUGCACAGUUUCCUUUCGACAGGAAGGACAACAUCAAUGAGUUACAAUAAGUUCAUUAGUUGGAAAAAUCGUAAAAGAACGUGUAAUUAACGCCAGAAAGCCACAGGAAAAUUGCACGCUUUUCAACUUCUGAGCUUUUCUGGUCAACAAAAGCUUAGGAUGAAAUGAAGGCUUCUGCGCGGAUUUUCAAUUGCUUUUAAGAGCCGUCGAGAAAACGAAAACUGAUUCGGUUCAAAAAUGGGCCCCAAGCACACCACAUGAGUUUAGAAGCCAUAAAUACGUUCCAAGCGUUUAAACUUAUUUAAAAUAUAGGAAAUCCUUUUCUUUAUCACGAUGGAAAUUCACGGCGUUCGGUCGAUGAACGUUUGAUAUAGCCGAAAAAGAAAGCGUUUUUUUGCAAAAGGGUAUUCGAUCGAGAUGUCUUAAUGAAGAUUUCAGAGAACUGUUUUUUUUCUUCGAGGCAAAACACCAGGAAUUAACUUUUAUUCAUCUUGUUAUUUCUGAUUUUAUAAAAAUUAAAACCAGAAACUGUUUCCGAACCCUCGAAGUUUUAUCGAAUUUUAUUGGCGGUUCAUAUUUAGCGUAGAACGUGUCUAUAGUAUUUAAAUCGAUUUUAAACAUGUCGGCUUACGUUUGUUGGUUUUUAAUGAAAACUGAAACAAGCUCUGGAUGAGUCUAAGUUCACAUAAGAUUACAUUAAGUUUAUCUUAAGUAUUUUGCACCUUUCUAAAUUGCCACGCGCUAACGCAGAGCUCAACAAAUAUACAGGUUAUCAAGAAACAAUUUACUCAUGGCGAAGCAAUCGCUCGACCAAAAUAAGGAUUUUUUGUUUAUAGGUUUAAAAUCAUAUUUCAUCAAAAUUGCAACGUUGUAACAAUUUUCGUGAGGAUUGCCUGCUUUGUUUCUCAAUGCCUGAGACACCCAAAUCAAAGAUAACUAUCAUAUGAGCGGAAGAGAGCGUUUUGCGGAGAAGUAAAGCAACAACGUUAGCUGAGAUCGUUUUUGAUCGGCCGGGUCUACUUAACUCCUCGGAUAUAAUAUCCCUCUUUUUUAAGUUAGAAUUCCGGAAUACACCCAAAUGCUGAUCUAAGCAUUUUGCUCAAGGAGAGCAGACCCCUGGUGAGGUCAGCGGAAAGUUUUGCUCGUUUUCACGUUUUCAGUCAAGAGACGAAGGAAUCGAUAAGGUCUCAGCGUGAAGAUAUCGUUGUUAUCUUUCGUCCAUCAUGUAGCAAUUCGCUAUGUGAAGACAUUUCGUUGGUUCCGAGAGUUUUGUUUUCUAGACUUGGUCAAGUCUGUAAUUAGCAUUUAAAUUGUCUCUAAGAAAUCUACUUUUUCUUCUUAUUUCUUCUCUGAGAGAAGUCUCAGUUCUUACGUCAAGAACGUUUUCAAGGAAAAUAGUCAUGCCACGAGCUGUUCCUGUAUUAUCUUUCAUAGCAACAGUAGUAUACAUACAAGAGCUAUGCGAGUUACUUCAGACAUUGAAUUUUAAUCGAGGUUUUCUUUGUUUUGGUUUCUAAGUUUCAUCGGUGAGACUCCCACGGCGAGGAUCUGCGAAAUUCCGUUGCUAAAAGGGAGAUAAUUCAAAUUGCGGCGAGACAGAAAUAUUUACUAGAUCAUGAAAAAAAUGGCUCAGAAAGGUCGGGAGGCAAUUUAGCUUGGACACGUCGUUUCUUGAUGAGUGAACGUUUAGGCUCGUGGCUAACAGAACAGAUCAAAAAGUUAAGAAGCGAUGAAAGUAAAGAAGUAGACGAAAGAGUGUUCAUAAAGUUUGGCUCACAAUACUCCCCAAUACGAUUGUUGGGUAGAUCUGUUCAAGAAUGGGGUUCACGCACUAAUUCAGUCAGCUCUUUUCUGCGAAAAUACUGAUUUACGUCGGGUUUGCCUGUUUUUCGGGCUUUAGUAUUUAUGAAAAGUGUUUGCGCUGACAGCAAUCGAGGUGUCUUCUAAUAGAAAAUGAUGGAUAACUUUUGGUAUGAAUUUCUAUCAAUUAGCUGUUAAGAGGGAAAAAAAAGACUUUCUCUCCAUCCUUACUUGACAAUGUGUUAACGACAUACUCAACUUGCAAACGUGAAAUUUCAUUAUCACUUUUAAUAGGCGUCAAAUUAAAUUGACGCUACCAAUGAAAAGUCGAAGGGGACAAAAAUACCCCUUGGUAUUGAUCUAUCGAGUUUCGACCCACCGAGUUUCAAUUAAGAUAUCUGCAGGGAUGAAAAGUAUCUGCACACUUCGAGGAACUCGAUGGAACUAAUUUAGCUAUUGUUGGACAGAAAACGGAAAGUAUUUUGAUUUCAUCUGUCCCUUAAAUAAUUAAUCUAAUCAAGGUUUUUAGGCUCCGCUAUCAGGAGAUCAAUAGUACAUAUACUAUACAAAGUUUUUACCCAUUAAAAAUCCAUUACCAAUUUGAAUUCAAUCAGGUUUAGUUGUUUGACUACGCGCACUUAAUUUAACAAGCGUUUCUGGUGCUGAAAUCUUAGUUUUUCCUUAAAGGAGUUCUUUGUUGCGACUGAAGAAAACAAGUUUUUUGUGUAGUCUCCUUUUUCCUCUUUGUUAUUUUAUUCAAACUUCUCUGACUUAUGGCACAUUGUUCAAGACAAACUUCUAUGACAACGUUAAAACGACAUAAUCUUCUUGAUUAUCUUGCUAACUUCGAUUAAGGACUUUCAGACAACUGAAACAUUUUCUAACUGAAGUCACCCACUUCUGGCGAAAAAAAUCCCCCUAUAUCAGCAAUUUUGAUUCAAUGCAUCCUUAAUAUAUUACAUUUUUUAGAAAUACGCAUGAUGUUUAAUCGAAACAGAUAACUGAUAAAAAGAAAACCUUCAGUGCUCUCGCACACCACUUAAGUCGCGUUAAAUGAAUUCUUUUCGUUCGUUUAUCAGAAAUCAGCCUUUGAAAAACAAAGCUGGCGAUAAUCACUUUCAAGAGGCGAUAAUUAAAGUAACAGUUUUCACAGAAUUAUCGGCAGGGAGUCAACAUGACAUUAAUAAUUCAAACUGUCUCAAUAUACUUCGCAGCAGUGAGUUCUCUCAGGCUGAAGAUCAAACCGUCUUGGAAAAACAAAACAACCUGUUAAGCACCUGCGCUCAGCUUUUGAACAGAAACUUGUUGUGAAGAGAGUGAAUUUAAGUAAAAUAUCACUUUGUCAAAGACUCGUUGAGCUAGAAAGCCAUUCGACCACAGGAAUACACAUACCAUGCUUCUUAUACCAUGCUUCUUCAUUUCUUUGUAUCGAACCGCUGAAUAUUCUCGUCGAAUCGGUGGUUUCAAAACACCCAAAUUAAUUAAGAUUUUAUUGAAGUCUGUGCUUUGAUUGCAAACGCAGUCGUAUUCUAAUGACAAAUAUUACUUUUAUAACGAACUUGAUUAUUAUCGGCAAGUCUUUGACGUUGUGCGGGUGGGUGUCAUAUCUUCGAAUGUAGAUUCUUUGCUUUGGGCUGGGUUAGUUGUGAGUUUAGUACUAUGUCUUUAUCACAACUUACAAACAUCUUCUAAUUGCACGUAAUUUUCUUGUAUUUUCCCUCGUUGUUCUUGAUUAUCACCUCUGAUUUGAUUUAUCGUGGUGAUAUGACCUCCCUAAUUGACAGAAAUAUGAAUAUUUAAUGAUAAUUCUUAGGGCACGUGGAAGAUCUAAAGAAGUGAUAAAGAAAAUUUCAUAACAAGGAUAGCACACGCUGUUUUGGCUCGUGGACACCUCAUUUGUGUUUGAAUAAGGCAUUAUAAUCUUUUUUUGACUAUUAUUAAGUUUAUUUCAUUUUAUUACCAACUGAUCUUGAUUGAUCUUGACGGUUUUGCCGAAGGCUCGUUUUUGUAUUGAGACUGGUUUGUUUUUAAGGCAAUUAUGAUUGUUUGUACUACUUUAAGUAUCGCACCACCGGUUAAAUCUGCAAAGAAGAGUCUCUCACACUUUCAAUUUUUCAUAAUUUCCAAUUCAAGUACUGUUCAAAUAAAAAAAUACAAAAUAAAACGUCGCAAAAAAAAGCAGGUAAAUAAGUACGAUGACGAUACGACAGUGGCACUAACAGUUUCCUUCGACCACGCUCUUUGCGUAAAAAACUGCUCUUCUUUGUAGGAAAUUUAAAAGACGGCAACAUCAGCUUCACCGGAAUAAAUUUAAGUCAGCUUCGGAAACUGUCGCCAACUUUGGGCGACACACAAUCUAGGUUGUCUUGUGAUUGGUAUAUAGUUUUUCUUUUCUUUUCCAUUCUUUUUUUUUUCCUAUUUCGACUCAUUCAGUCUCCUUUCCUGUCACAGCUCAUCACUCGUCUUGAUUCUUCCCGUUGGAUAAAAAAAUUUAAUCUCGAUUGCUUUCGUUCUCUAAAAUUUCAUCACGGUAUGUUUUAAAAUUUAAUACUAAGAGUUAACCGAAAAAAAAGUGAAUUGGAUGAUUUUCUUCGAGAAAAUUCCACCGAGAAAACGAGUGCGCUAAUAAUGACAUCCGGGAUUUAAGGCGUGCCUCAGGUGACCACUGAUGUCCUUUUAAUCCGUACAGCUGUCCAGCACGAGCGUGGACCCCGAAGCUCCACCCUCCGGAAGCAAAAGAUGCUAAAAGAGGCCCAGGACAGAAUGGAUGGCGCUACCACUACAGCGCAUGUGCAGCACAAUACAAGCGGCUUCAUCAAUACCCUUCUAGCUGCAGAAACUUGCAUGGAAGGCUGUCAAGUACCGGCCAACGACUUUGAUCUUGGAUUGGAAUUUAAACCAAUCAGAUUUCAGUCGGAUUUUUCGGUGUCUAUGUACUAUUCCAAUCCCGAAGCUGUAUGUGAGGCUGCCGCUAAGCUGCUGUUUAUGUCUGUAAAGUGGGCCAGAAAUAUUCCUUCAUUCAUGAGUUUACCUUUUAGAGAUCAGGUAAGAGAACGAUAACAAGCUGUUUCUUGUUAAAAGCGAAUUUUUUUGAACCGUUGAUAAGUUUUUCGUAGUCUAUACUAAACGUUGUCACUUCAAUUAAAAUUUCAAUUGAAACCCCUUGCCUCUCUAAGUUAGGUGUUAGCAAUAGAUAAAGAGACUCUUGUUUAACUGGAUCCAAUCCAGGUUAUAUUGCGCUAACAUUUGUCAAACAAGAGGAGAGCGAGUCUUAUAACAUUUUUCUUCAGAAGACGCCAUAGUUUAAUCGCCUAUAGCCGAUUCAAACCACAUCGGCUAUGGUGAUCCCGCUGUAGUUGAUACCGCAUAGCUUUUCAAGGGAAACAUAAUUCCUAACUCCUUAAUCCUUAAUUUACUGUUAUCAUGCAUAGAGUAUUUUUUUAAAUGAAGCAAACGAGAAAAUAAGCUAUCAUAAAUAAAAUCUUUUAAGUCAAAAUAAAAAUUGUUGUUUUUGUUGUUAUUUGUUGAUGGCGCAAAACCAUAAUGCAGAACAACUUACCAAAUGAAAUCAAGAAACGAUUUACUAAAGAAAGAAAUGUCUUAACUCAUGAUGGUGCAUAUUUUUCCUAAGGUUAUUCUACUUGAGGAGGGUUGGCGCGAAUUGUUUUUGCUUGGUGCAAGUCAGUGGUCCAUGCCUUUGGAAAUUGCGCCAAUUUUGUCUGCGGCAGGAAUGCACGUAGACAACACGCCUCCCGAGACUAUUGUGGAUGUCAUGGCAACCGUACGCCUAAUCCAAGAAACAGUCAACAAAUUCAAGGCUGCAAAUGUUGAUUCUACCGAAUAUGCAUGUCUGAAGGCUAUAGUACUGUUUAAGCCGAGUAAGUGAACACGUGCUUGUUCAAUACAAGAUUCUCCGUCAACUUAAUUGAAACAAUUUUCAAACAUGGCACUAGAAUUCGAAGUAGAAAAAGGUAGUUAUGUAUAGGGGCAGGGGGAUCUGAAAAAGGAACUGUUUCCCUUUCCUACAAUCAAUCCCUGAUAAUCGACAUGCUAUUGAUCUUUCAGCUGCAUGCGGGCUCAAGGACCCGGAACAAGUGGAGUCCACUCAAGACCAGGCGCAACUCAUGCUUGGCGAAUACGUUCGUGCCCAAUGCCCUACUCAACUGGCCCGGUUUGGUCGCCUUCUCCUUCUCCUGCCAACCUUAAGACGAAUCAGUGCAAAAGAAAUCGAGGAGCUAUUCUUUAAAAAGACGAUUGGAACUGUUCCCAUAGAAAGAUUGUUGAGUGAUAUGUUUAAAAAUGAGUAA
Pocillopora meandrina is the source of this 8413-nucleotide messenger RNA. Lineage: Eukaryota; Metazoa; Cnidaria; Anthozoa; Scleractinia; Pocilloporidae. The record is from the annotation of a GenBank genome assembly.